AUGGUAGUCGCUCAGAAGCUCAAGGAAGCUGAGAUCACCGAGCAGGAUUCGCUCCUUCUGACUCGGAAUUUGCUCCGAAUUGCGAUCUUCAACAUCAGUUACAUCAGAGGCCUCUUUCCUGAGAAGUAUUUCAACGACAAAUCCGUUCCUGCUUUGGAUAUGAAGAUCAAGAAGCUUAUGCCUCUGGAUGCUGAAUCUCGCCGAAUGAUUGACUGGAUGGAGAAAGGUGUCUAUGAUGCGCUGCAGAGGAAGUAUUUGAAGACGCUCAUGUUCUGCAUCUGUGAAACAGUAGAUGGUCCCAUGAUUGAGGAAUACGCAUUUUCUUUCAGCUAUUCAGACUCUGACAGUCAGGAUGUCAUGAUGAACAUCAAUCGGACUGGAAACAAGAAACAAGGAGGAACUUUUAACGCAACUGCUGACAUUACGCCAAACCAAAUGAGGAGUUCAGCUUGCAAAAUGGUUCGCACACUAGUUCAGUUGAUGAGGACUCUUGACAAAAUGCCAGAUGAGCGUACCAUAGUGAUGAAGCUUAUGUACUAUGAUGAUGUGACGCCACCAGAUUACGAGCCACCGUUCUUCAGAGGCUGUACAGAAGAAGAAGCUCAGUAUGUAUGGACAAAGAACCCUCUGAGAAUGGAAGUUGGGAAUGUUAACAGCAAGCAUCUCGUGUUAACGUUAAAGGUCAAGAGUGUGCUUGAUCCUUGUGAGGAUGAAAAUGAUGACAUGCAAGAUGAUGGGAAGAGCAUAGGACCUGAUUCUGUACAUGAUGACCAGCCUUCUGAUUCAGAGAGCGAGAUCAGUCAAACACAAGAAAACCAAUUCAUUGUGGCUGCCGUAGAGAAACAAGAUGAUGAUGAUGAUGGAGAGCUGGAUGAAGAUAACACACAGGAUCCGGAUGAAAAUGAACAUCAGUUAGCAAGGGUGAAGGAAUGGAUCAACUCCCGUCACCUCGAUACUGUGGAGCUCACAGAUGUUCUUUCAAACUUCCCAGAUAUCUCAAUAGUUCUAUCUGAAGGUAAUCAAAUGCUUGAGUUUCUGUAA
This is a messenger RNA of Microthlaspi erraticum, 1041 nucleotides long. The record is from the annotation of a GenBank genome assembly. Lineage: Eukaryota; Viridiplantae; Streptophyta; Magnoliopsida; Brassicales; Brassicaceae.